UCCUCUCUCUGGCCUGUCAGCACCAGUUCUGCCGCAGCUGCUGGGAGCAGCAUUGCUCCGUGCUCAUCAAGGACGGUGUGGGUGUGGGUGUCUCUUGCAUGGCUCAGGACUGCCCACUUCGAACACCAGAGGACUUCGUGUUUCCAUUGCUGCCCAAUGAAGAACUGAGAGAUAAAUACAGGCGCUACCUCUUCAGGGACUAUGUGGAGAGUCACUACCAGCUCCAGCUAUGCCCUGGUGCAGACUGCCCCAUGGUUAUCCGGGUACAGGAGCCCAGAGCUCGCCGAGUACAGUGCAAUCGGUGCAACGAGGUCUUCUGUUUCAAGUGUCGUCAGAUGUAUCACGCCCCCACAGACUGCGCCACAAUCCGGAAAUGGCUCACGAAGUGUGCAGACGACUCUGAAACAGCCAACUACAUUAGUGCCCACACUAAAGACUGUCCCAAGUGNAUCAUUCUGUUGUUUUUGAUGGCAGAGUAA
Odocoileus virginianus texanus is the source of this 479-nucleotide messenger RNA. NCBI's taxonomy places the organism in Eukaryota, Metazoa, Chordata, Mammalia, Artiodactyla, Cervidae. The record is from RefSeq and is a predicted model, not a curated record.